AUGGACAAGCACCCCUCCACCUGCCCCUACCCCCACCUCGUAAUUAAAAACCGCUCCACCGGCAAAACGAACCUCGCCUCUGCGCUCGCCCGCCGUCUUCUCGCUUCAUUCGUCCUCACCCCGCCAUCGUUCGUCUUCCUCCUCUUCCGCCCCCGCGACCCCUCCGUCGGUCACCGCGUCGCCUCGCCGGAUCGCCGCCUCCAACUCCACCGCAGCUUCACUUCACCUCUCCGCCUCCGUCAGAACCCUAACGCGAUCCUGUCUCACUGGCCACCAUCCCUCCUCACGGGCAGCAGGGUCGGGUUCAUGUACAUCCCCGCCGGAGAGAUCGCCGGCGACAGGACGCAGUACAUGGAGGCGAGCUUCGCCGUUGGAAAGUUCGAUAGGAGUGGCGAUGGGAACGUCGUGGAGGUGGAGACGAGGAUCGGGCUGAAGGGGAGCGUUAGGGUCUUGAAGGUGUUCAUGCAUCGGGUCCAGGUGGUGGAGCAGAAGGGGAGGUGUGGUGAAGAGUGUGCCUCUAGUGCCUCUCUUUUCAUGUUUGGAGUUUCAAAGGCUAUCAUAAUGGUAUAG
Messenger RNA from Asparagus officinalis (garden asparagus), 570 nucleotides. RefSeq lists its product as uncharacterized. Lineage: Eukaryota; Viridiplantae; Streptophyta; Magnoliopsida; Asparagales; Asparagaceae. The record is from RefSeq and is a predicted model, not a curated record. The transcript has 3 exons. Bases 1 to 570 code for a protein of 189 amino acids.